Molecule: messenger RNA, 4371 nt
Organism: Apodemus sylvaticus (European woodmouse)
Lineage: Eukaryota; Metazoa; Chordata; Mammalia; Rodentia; Muridae
Gene: Nyap1
Product: neuronal tyrosine phosphorylated phosphoinositide-3-kinase adaptor 1
Exons: 6
Coding region: 1125-3629 (834 amino acids)
Biological process (GO): neuron projection morphogenesis; phosphatidylinositol 3-kinase/protein kinase B signal transduction
Source: RefSeq, a predicted model, not a curated record
UGAGGAGGGGCUCCAGGGAGGAGCCGUGAAGCUGAAGGCGAAACGGAGACAGUGUGUUUGGGGGGAAGGGACGCAAGGCGCAGGUAUGGAGGGAGGCCGCAGCCCAGAAGGUUGCUAUGGGGCCAGGCUGGAGACCCCCGCCCCCGCCAGGGUGGGAUUCAGGGGCGGGACUACCAGGGGGGAAGCCGGGGGUUCUCCCAAAUCCUGGAGCAGACGACGGAAGGGAGAUUGAUUUGGGCUAUCAGCAAGAGGAGGGAGUCAGAAACCAUUGCUGAGAGACAGAGAGCUCCUAAUAGAGGUGGUCCAGGCCCAGGAUUGGAAACGCGGGGACUCCAGAGAGCGAAGGUAGAUGGAUGGGUGGGAUUUCUGUGGCCUAACUCGGGUAUCCCCACCCGGGCCUGAUGAACCCCCCACUAAGCCUCAGGGCCCAAAAGAGGGUAGGAAACCUAACUGCCCCCCCCCUCCCUAGCUGGGUGCAAUGUACGCAAGUAGGCCCUGAGCACAACUUGUCUGUAGGUGUGGCCAAUUGCAUAGCAGACUAGAGGUCUGUGUGUAUCGGUGGGUGUGUCUGUGGGUGUUUAUGUCUGUGUGUUUGUCGUUCCUGGGUCUGUGUUUACCUGUGCCCCUUUAUGUCUGUCCCUAUUUGUAGAUAUGUCUGUGGCCUGUGGUGUGUCUAAAUACGCUGUGUCCCUACAGAGCCCCUGUACGCUUGUGAGGUCUGUCUGUCUCUGUCUGUGGAGGUUCGGGUUAUAUUUACACAGAAUGGGAAUCUGUGUCAACCUGACGGCUCAGUGUCGGUGGCUCCAAACACCUUUGUCAGGGUGUGUGAUUCUGGGGACACACACACACACACACACACGCACACUUCUAUGGCUGGCUGUCUGGGAGGGGUCCCCUAAACUGGACUGGGUAGUCUGCGCCUGUGUUUCCCUUUCCUGAAGACCCAAAUCAGGUCUCUGCGCCUUUUUUCUCUCUUUCACUCCUCCCUCCCCAACCGUCUCUUCUUUCUCUCUCUCUCUCCACCUGUUCCCUUUCUCAAGUGGAUCCGGGACCCAGGCAGGGCCGCCCCCCGGGCCUGGUGGCCUUAAACAGGGUCCUUCAGCCUCCGCCUCUUGCCCCACGACAUGAACCUUCUCUAUCGAAAAACCAAGCUGGAGUGGAGACAGCACAAAGAAGAGGAGGCCAAAAGAAGCUCCAGUAAGGAAGCAGCCCCCACAGGCCCCGUGGGGCCUGGGGCUGUCCCAGGGCCCGGGGUUCGAGUACGGGACAUCGCCUCACUUCGAAGGUCCCUCAGGAUGGGUUUCAUGACGAUGCCCGCGUCCCAGGAACACACCCCUCACCCCUGCCGCAGCGCCAUGGCCCCGCGCUCUCUCUCCUGCCACUCGGUGGGCAGCAUGGACAGUGUAGGCGGUGGGCCUGGGGGAGGGCUCACGGAGGACAGCGGCUCCCGGAGACCCCCAGCCAAGCCCCGGAGACACCCCAGUACCAAGCUCAGCAUGGCGGGGUCAGGGGCAGAGACGCCACCAAGUAAGAAAGCAGGCUCCCAGAAGCCAGCUCCUGAGUGCCGUGAGUCCAGCAGGAAGGUUCCGCCACAGAAACCCAGGCGAAGCCCCAAUACACAGUUGUCUGUGUCCUUCGAUGAGUCUUGUGCCCCAGUCCCGUCUUCUCGAGGGGGGAACCUGCCCCUGCAACGCCUCAGUAGGGCUUCUCGAAUAACUGGAGACCUGGAUGCAGGUGCCCAGGAAGAAGAGCCCGUGUACAUUGAGAUGGUAGGCGAUGUCUUUCGUGGAGGAGGACGAAGUGGAGGAAGCCUGCCGGGACCUCCUCUUGGAAGUGGGGGCCCAACCCCUCCAGCUGCUGCCGAUUCGGACUCUGAAGACAGCGAGGCUAUAUAUGAAGAGAUGAAGUACCCCUUGCCUGAAGAGGCAGGAGACGGCAGGGCCAACGGGCCCCCUCCAUUGAUGGCACCCUCCCCUCCACAACAGCCCCAUGUCCUCCAGCCUCACCCCCACCCCCACCGCCGGCCAGCUUCAGCCCUCCCAAGCCGAAGGGAUGGGACCCCCACCAAGACCACUCCUUGUGAAAUACCCCCACCCUUUCCCAACCUCCUUCAGCAUCGGCCGCCACUUCUGGCCUUCCCGCAAGCCAAGUCUGCUUCGCGAGCCCCUGGCGAUGGGGUCUCAAGGCUGCCGGUCCUCUGCCACUCCAAGGAGGCAGCCGGUGCCACCCCAGCUCCCCAAGUGCCUGCACGAGAGCGGGAGACGCCUCCCCUGCCGCCUCCGCCUCCUGCUGCCAACCUGCUAUUGCUGGGACCCUCAGGCCGAGCCAGGAGCCACUCCACACCGUUGCCACCCCAGGGCUCUGGCCACACCCGGGGAGAGCGGGAGCUCCCCAACUCUCACAGCAUGAUCUGCCCCAAGGCAGCAGGGGUACCGGCAGCCCACCCUGCCCCAGCUGCCUUGCUCCCCGGCCCCCCGAAGGACAAGGCCGUGUCAUACACUAUGGUGUAUUCUGCGGUAAAAGUGACCACGCACUCGGUCCUGCCAGCUGGUCCACCCCUGGGUGUUGGAGAGCCAAAGACAGAGGAGAUCUCAGUUCUUCAUGGAAUGCUGUGCGCCAGUUCGAGGCCCCCUGUCCCGGGGAAAUCCAGCCCCCAUAGCGCAGCUAUGGGUUCAGCGGCUGGGGUCCUCCAUCACCGCAGCUGCCUGGCCUCCCCCCACAGCCUUCCGGAUCCAACUGCAGGUCCCCUGACCCCCCUCUGGACCUACCCAGCCACAGCAGCUGGGCUCAAGAGACCCCCUGCCUAUGACAGCCUCAAGGCUGGGGGGGUGCUGAAUAAGGGCUGCGGAAUGGGGGCGCCGUCCCCCAUGGUCAAGAUCCAGCUGCAAGAACAAGGGACUGAUGCCGGUGCCUUUGCCAGUAUCUCCUGUGCCCAUGUCAUCGCCAGUGCGGGGACACCAGAAGAGGAAGAGAUGGGUGCCACGUUUGGGGCAGGCUGGGCUCUGCAGAGGAAGGUUCUGUAUGGAGGACGGAAGGCAAAAGACGUGGACAAAGAGGACGGUGCCCGGGCCUGGAAUGGCAGCACGGAAGGCCCAGGCAAAGUUGAGCAUGAGGACAGGGGCCCUGUGGCAUCAGGGAUUCCUGUAAGGAGCCAGGGAGCAGAGGGUCUGCUGGCCAGGAUCCACCACGACCGAGGAGGGAGCCGCACAGCGCUGCCUGUCCCUUGCCAGACUUUCCCGGCCUGCCACCGGAAUGGAGAUUUCACAGGAGGGUACCGCCUGGGCCGCUCUGCCUCCACCUCUGGAGUCCGUCAGGCUGCGCUCCACACCCCUCGGCCCUGCAGCCAGCCCAGGGAUGCCCUGAGCCAGACACACCCUGUGCUGCCCCUGCCCCUGCCGCCCCAGCCCAGCGCGGCAGCCCGGGAGCGCGACGGCAAACUCCUGGAGGUGAUUGAGCGCAAACGCUGCGUGUGCAAGGAGAUCAAGGCACGCCACCGUCCCGAUCGGGGACUCUGCAAGCAAGAGAGCAUGCCCAUCCUCCCCAGCUGGCGGCGGGGCCCUGAACCCCGCAAGUCCGGUACCCCGCCCUGCCGGCGGCAGCACACGGUCCUCUGGGACACUGCCAUCUGAGGAAUACAGGGGCAGCUGGGACGCCUGGAUUGGGAGGGGAGGGGCCUGCCCAGGUCUCCUAGAGACUUGAGAGGCGGAGGAAGUAGGAGAAAGGGUUCCUACUAGGCCCUCUGUGGGGGCUUGGGGUGCCAGCAGGAGCCCAAGCCAUUUGGGGGAGGAGGAGGGUUUGCUUGAUGUUGGAAGGAAGGGUCUAUGCGUGUAGACUCUUCUUGAAAUGAAGGCCAGCGCAGAGGUCUCCAUGGGGAAAGGAGGGAAGGGUUUGGAAGAAGUGGGGGUGGGGCAUAUAGGCGUCUGACUGGAGUAACAGGGAAGCUCGCUCUUUUAUUGAGAGCCGGGGGAGUGGGGAAGGGUAUUUAUUUUGCUAUUUAUUUUAGUCUGGAGGGCAAUUCUGGGCCCUUCUGACCUACUCCUGAGCAGGAGGUGGAGAACCAAGGCUAAAAUUGCACUCUCCCCAAGGCCAGUGCCUAAAGACCUCUGCCAUCCUUGCCCAGCCAGAGAGGAAGGGGUGUGGCUGCUUCUGGAGCGGUCAGAAGGCAGAGAGGCCCAGACAGUGACAGUAUUUAUAGUUUUCCCAGAAUUUGGUAGUGAGUGUGGUCUGCUGUAAAACAGGCAUUUUAUUUAGUUCUGGGGUAAGGGUCUAGCCAGGGCUGGGUGGGGUGUUCAGGGAAGAGGGAGAACUUAAGUGGGUGGAGGGAGGAGCAGGGUAUUUAUUUAAAUUAAAAAAAAAAGCUGUCAGGAACUU